AUGACGGUGCCAGCGGUCACGACGCCGAAGUCCCACCAAAACAGUUACUCCCUGCCAUCACGUGCCAGGAUCCCCCCCUCUCUUUUCCUUCAACUCCCCACCACUGCCAAAGACCCGCCCCUCCCUUCCCAAUGUUUUUGCCUGCCAAAGAUCCGUCCCUUUCCUUCCCUCAUCCCUGUUAACUCUCUCGAAGGGUACACUCUGGAGAGGGUUUUCAGUGCAUCGCCCGUCACCGUGGUGGAGGAGGACUACAGCUGCACCCCGGGGGAAUCCUCUUUGAUUGUUUGCAACGCCAAGGGGGCAGUGACCCAGCUAGUCACAGUUGAGACUCCCCCCCCCCCCCCCCACCCCCCCUCUUCUUCCUCCUCCUCCUCCUCCUCCUCCUCCUCCUCCUCCUCCUCCUCCUCCUCCUCCUCCUCCUCCUCCUCCUCCUCUUGCUCCUCCAUCCCCCCCCACCCUUCCCGCCUAUUCCCGCCUCCUCCCGCGUCCCUCCCCCCCCACCCCCUUUCCCCCCUUCCCCAUCUCCUCCCUCCCCCCACCCAAGAAGCAAAGAAUCUUCCGACCCUCGUGGCUUCUCUCCCCCCCUCCAGGUCUCUCUACGCCAUGUCUGAGGUGCCUUCCGAGAUUCUCCGACUCUCGUGUUUUGAGUCGACUCAAAACACUUUCCGACCCCUCUUGGCUUCUCUCCCCCCCUCCAGGUCUCUCUACACCAUGUCUGAGGUGCCUUCCGAGAUUCUCCAACUCUCACGCCUGGAGUCACUGUGA
Molecule: messenger RNA, 765 nt
Organism: Closterium sp. Naga37s-1
Lineage: Eukaryota; Viridiplantae; Streptophyta; Zygnematophyceae; Desmidiales; Closteriaceae
Source: the annotation of a GenBank genome assembly